AUGCCGCGAGGGUGCGACGGCGAUCCCCACGCGGGCAAUGGGGAGAACACCGACACGCUGCGGGUUGUUGACUUCCCCUGCGCCCGUCUCCUGACGCUCUGUCGCCCAUCCGCGCUUAACGCCCUGUCGCUCGAGAUGGCUCAACACAUGUUGUGGCUGCACCUAAAAAAACCGCAUCCACGCCUCCCUUGCCGCGCCAUAUAUGUCCUAAAAGGCGCCGGCACCAAGAGCUUCUGCGCUGGUGGUGACAUUCGGGAUAUUGUCACCCAUGGCACCCUGAGUAGCUUCCUGAGCAUGACCUAUCGCCUGAAUUAUCACAUACUCACAAUGCCAAACCCCCAAGUCUCUUUGUGGAAUGGCUACGUCAUGGGCGGAGGUGUGGGCGUUUCUGUGCAUGGACGAUAUCGUGUGGCGUCGGAGCAUGCCCUCUUUGCAAUGCCAGAAACGGCCAUUGGAAUGUUCCCAGAUAACGGCAUGACGUACAGGUUUCAGCAGCUUCCUUUUAAAGGGCUCGGCCUGUACCUUGGCCUAACGGGGGCGCGCCUGAAGGGGGCGGACUUGGCCCACGCGGGCCUUGCAACACACUAUGUCCCUUCCGCCUCCUUUGCGCAGCUGGAGGAGCGCCUGUGCAGCAUUGAUGACCCUGCGAGGACGGAGGCGUGUCUGGAGGAGUUUGCCGUGAAGGAUCUGCCCCCGUUCACGCUUGAGCCGCACCGUGAGACGCUUGCGAGGAUCUUUGCAUUGGAAGACACAACCACGGUGGAGGGCAUUGUGGAGGCCCUCUCCGCCGACGGCGGUGAAUUCGCGUUGCAGGCGCUGAAGCUGCUACGCAAAGCCUCUCCCACGUGCCUUAAGGUGACGCUGGAGUUGUUCCGCCGGGUGUCCCGGCUCAGUAGCAUGCGGGAGGCCAUGUCUUUGGAGUACAACGUUAUUCAGCGCAUUGCGGCGACCAACGAAUUUGCGAUUGGCGUGCGGGCGCUGCUAAUUGACAAGACGGGCGACUCGCAGUGGGAGCGGAGGACGCUGGAGGAGGUGACGCCCUCCGCGGUGGAACACUUCUUCGACGGCGCGGGCCUCGCGCCGUGGGAGCCGGAGGCCCCCUGGGAGGCCAUGGCGGAGGCGGCCGGCGAGGCAAAGUGGCGGCCCCCCCACGCCUAUCACAUAUACUUUUAA
Molecule: messenger RNA, 1173 nt
Organism: Trypanosoma conorhini
Lineage: Eukaryota; Euglenozoa; Kinetoplastea; Trypanosomatida; Trypanosomatidae
Product: enoyl-CoA hydratase/isomerase family protein
Exons: 1
Coding region: 1-1173 (390 amino acids)
Biological process (GO): L-valine catabolic process
Molecular function (GO): 3-hydroxyisobutyryl-CoA hydrolase activity
Source: RefSeq, a predicted model, not a curated record